Musa acuminata subsp. malaccensis (wild Malaysian banana) is the source of this 1565-nucleotide messenger RNA. RefSeq names its product probable LRR receptor-like serine/threonine-protein kinase At1g51810. NCBI's taxonomy places the organism in Eukaryota, Viridiplantae, Streptophyta, Magnoliopsida, Zingiberales, Musaceae. The record is from RefSeq and is a predicted model, not a curated record. Gene Ontology annotation, molecular function: protein binding.
AUGCCCCUCUCCAUCUUCUUCCUCCUCCUCCUCCUCUGCCACCAUGCUGCUCUUGCACUUCCUGGAGGUUACUACAUCAACUGCGGCGCGUCGCAAGAGGAGACCACCGGAGGCAUCCAAUGGAUCCCCGACGAAGGUUUCAUCAACGUCGGCAACGUGUCCAAGAUCGGAACUCCAGACAUCGUCCCCAUACUUGCCACGGUGAGGUACUUCCCCGAUGAAUCAGCUCGGAAGUACUGCUACAGCAUCCCCGUCGGGCGAGGAGCCAAGUACUUGAUCCGCUCCACGUACUACUACGGCGGCUUCGACGGCGGCGAGAAGCCCCCGGUGUUCGACCAGAUAAUCGACGGCACCAAAUGGAGCACGGUGAACACCACCGAGAACUACGCCAGUGGCCUCACCGCGUACUACGAGAUAGUCGUCGCGGCGCAGGGGAGGACAUUGAACUUUUGCUUGGCGAGGAAUAACCAGACGACCUCGAGCCCCUUCAUCUCUGCUCUCGAGCUGGUCAGCUUGGAGGAUUCCAUGUACAACGGCACGGACUUCACCAAGUACGCGCUGAGCACGGUGGCGCGACACCGCUUCGGCUACAGCGGCGAGAUCGUCAGCUAUCCAGAUGAUCCGUUCAACCGAUACUGGGAGGCGUUCACGGACUCGAACCCGUACGUGGAGUGCCACUCGAACGUGACGCCGUCGGAGUUUUGGAACCUCCCGCCGGCGACGGUGUUCCAGAGAGCUCUGACGACGAGCCGAGGGAAGAAGCUCGCGGUGCAGUGGCCGCCGGUGACGCUGCCGAGCGCCGCCUACUACGUGGCGCUCUACUUCCAGGACAACCGCACGCCCAGCCCGUUCAGCUGGAGAGUGUUCGACGUGGCCGUCGAUGGCAGGGAGUUCUACAAGGGGUUGAAUGUUUCGGCCGAGGGUGUGACGGUGUACGGGACGCAGUGGUCUCUCUCAGGGAAGGUGGAGAUUGUGAUGACCCCCAGCAGCGAUUCGCCUGUUGGUCCUGUGAUCAAUGCAGGGGAGAUCCUUCAGAUAGUGCCUUUUGGGGAGAAGACUAUAACCAGAGAUGUGAUUACAAUGGAGGAUCUCGCGAGGAACCUUAAGAACCCACCGCCGGACUGGAGAGGAGAUCCAUGCUUGCCCAGGCAGCAUUCAUGGACUGGAGUGAGCUGCUCUCAGAGUGGUUCCAUCAGAAUAGUGGGACUGAACCUCACAAACUUUGGCCUCUCAGGAUCGCUGCCAAGCAGCAUCAACAACUUGACGGCACUCGCAAACAUUUGGCUUUCCGGGAACAAACUCUCUGGUCCAAUCCCUGAAAUGAGCUCUCUGAGGAACUUGGUCUCCUUGCAACUGCAGGACAAUCAACUCAGCGGAUCGAUUCCAUCUUCACUGGGAGGACUCGAAAACCUCAAGGAGAUAUAUCUCCAGAACAACAAGCUCACGGGGAAUGUGCCAGAGAGUUUGAAGAAGAAGAUCGGGGUGGACAUGAAGCUUGGAACUGGAAACCAGAUUGACUAACAAAAAACAUGUGGAGAGCAAUGGGAUGAGACAAGUUGGGGGGU